This is a messenger RNA of Fonsecaea erecta, 2985 nucleotides long. RefSeq lists its product as hypothetical. Gene Ontology annotation, biological process: proteolysis. Lineage: Eukaryota; Fungi; Ascomycota; Eurotiomycetes; Chaetothyriales; Herpotrichiellaceae. The record is from RefSeq and is a predicted model, not a curated record. The transcript is spliced from 6 exons. The coding region runs from base 1 to 2985 and encodes 994 amino acids. Gene Ontology annotation, molecular function: serine-type peptidase activity.
AUGAGAGUUCCCAAAUUAACCUCGCUCUUCGCCCUCGUAUUCCUGCCACUUUGUAAUUCUCACUUCAUUAUCCUCACUCCGCCACCUCUGGGAAACAACAUCAACAAUGAGGACCAAUCGCCCUGCGGUGGCUUCAAUCCCUCGAGUUCCGACAACAUCACAGAUUUCCACGUCGGCGGCGACGCUAUCGGCCUCACGACCCUUCAUGCACAAGCAUAUUUCGCCUACCGUGGACUGCAGGGCACGUCCCUGUCGGCUCCGAACUGGACUGUCCUGAUCCCGACUGUCGAAGAAUUUGGCCUGAACAGUUUCUGUCAACCCGCCAUCACAGCCCCAGCUUCCUGGGCAGGGUCGGCGGGUUUGCUCCAGGUCAUCCAGGACGCGGAAGACGGCGUGCAUUACCAGUGCAUGCAUGUCAACUUCGUUGCAGGAGUUGGCACGCCGCCAUCGGCAUGCAGCAAUUCAUCGGGUGUCUCUGCGCAGUACGCAGAUGAUCCCGCCUUCGACACUAUCGAGGGUUCUGCAUCACCAGCGCCGUCUUCGACGCAGGCUUCCACCUCUCCAACCCAGGCAACAUCGCCUUCCACGUCCUCAGCCUCAGCCUCAGCCUCUUCACCCACCUCGGCAUCCGCAGCGCCUCCCACGAUGAGGCUCAGCUUCGCAGAAAUUUGGCUUCUGGCUGGCCUGCUAGCAUUGAUGUUCGCUGCCAAUUUUGAAGCUUACUACAAUGGCGACCUCCUCGCAUUCUUGCUUGAUCCAGAAGUGGCAUAUGAAUGCUUAAGCUCUAUACCGGUUAUUCAAGAGCAUGCGGAAGCAUUGGUUGCGAGUCUUCGAGGCUACUUGGAGAUGCAAAGCACCCUUGACUAUCUGUCGGCUCCCACUACCGGAUGGCUUUUCCCGCCUGUCGACAUUGUCCAUGUCCUGAGUCAAAUUUGGACCAAGCUCGUCAACAACCAAUACUCGAGCGAGUACGACUUGCAGGUUGAUUUGCAUACCAUGACCCUGCUGGGCAAAGACGACCAUUUCAUAACGAAAGGUCCGCUGUUGAACGCGCUGACAUUCGAGCGACGGCCAGAUGCGGUUCCCUUGAUCUCGCUGUCUGAAGAUGGGAAACAAAUACCCUCCGUCUACCUUCUAUGGGACAGAUUCUACCAGGGAGAACAAGGGGAGCUCAAGCUCCGAUCCGACCAUGCUUAUUCGGCCAUCACCAAAAUCAACGGUAUCGAUGUUCAAGAAUUCCUGCAGGUGGAGUCAUUGACCGGCACGUCCCAGGAUCUGGACUCCUUGUACAACGGCAUGAUGCAUCCCUACGGGCUUUUCGAGAGCCCCGAAUUCUACCCUGGACCUUACACAAACUACACAUUCCAAAAUGGAUCGGUCAUGCCAUUCAGAAACUACGCUAAUUGGAGGAAGAACAAUUUGACAGGAGUUGCCAACGCCAUCGACAUGUAUGCCCUGUUUUUCCAAACUGUCGACCUCUCUAGUGACGAUGGCGAGGACGACCCCGAUAGCGAUAGCGCUUCUGCACAUCCAAGGAAAAUAGUGAAGCGGCAAGUACCCGCGCCUGCUAUCUACUCAGACGACGCUGGCGCAAUCUCAGGGUAUUGGGGCGACGGUAUCCCGGAUGAUGUCGCCGUCCUAACCAUCUCCGGCUUCUCCCCCGCCGACUCUGGAGGGUCAGAUUCCAAAUCCCAGAAAACCCUUCAAGCAAUCCUGGAGGCCACCAAGGAGCUCGGCAAGGAAAAGUUGAUCAUCGACCUGCGGCAGAACGGGGGCGGAUCUGUCAGACUGUGCUUGGAGACGAUGGUGCAGCUGUUCCCCGACACGCCGCCCGACACCAAGUCCAGCAUGAGAGCCAACGGUGCCCAAAAGGCCAUCGUCGAGUACUUCAGUGAACAGACCCGAAUUGCCGAAAACGCAGAUCCCAGUACGGGAACCGACGUGACUGAAGUCGAUGCCGAGCGCUCCUAUUCCCCCUGGGCGUACCAGACCGUCAUGUCGCCAAAGGUUAAGCCGUUCAACAACAUGGACCACUACUACGGCCCUUACCGCGAGGGUCCCGGGUAUUUCACCUCGUAUUUCCAGGAAAACUAUACCAACAACGAGUACUCCAUGAUCGACCAUUCAGAGAUAGUCCUCACGCAAGCAGUUCCGGGGAAACAGUGGCCGUACAGCCCCGAAAACAUGAUUAUCUUGACCGACGGAAUCUGUGCGUCGGCAUGCUCAAUAUUCGUCGAACACCUGAAGAACAAGUUCCGCGUCAUGAGCAUCGUCAUCGGCGGCCGGCCCCAGACAGGCCCCAUGCAAACCAUCGGUGGCGUGCGUGGCAGCAGAUUGUUCGAAUACCCUCACCUGGUCAACAUGUUGAUUGCGUACCAGAACCAGACGACGGCGAACCCGGACUCCGCCGACCCGACGUUCGACAACUGGGACUACGGACCCGCCUCGCGUUUCGGGACCUACCUCCGUGUCAACGGCUUCAACGCCUACCGCCUGGGCGAGCCGCACAACAUCCCGCUCCACUUCGCCUACGAGGCCGCCGACUGCCGCAUCUGGUACACGCCCGAGAUGAUCGAGGACGACAAGGUGCUGUGGAGCCGCGUGGCCGAGCUGGCGUUCGGGAACCGCGUGGGCGACGUGAUCGAGUCGCCCUACUGUGUCGAUGGGAGCACCAAACACCCGACCAGCAUCAGCGGGGGUGUUCGGCAGGGAGAUCUGGGUCCGCAGACGCCGCCUGACAGCGCUUUCCCGCAGUACACCGGGUGGAUCGUGAACGGCACGCAGAUCACGCAGGACGAUCUGGGCCGUGCGCAUGGAUUCGGACCGGGUGCACACCACGAAUACGAAUACGACGACGAUAGUGACAGCGAGGAUGAAGGCACGGGCGUCGAUCCGGUCGCGCUGGAGAAUUUCAAGGAUCUGUGCUCGCAGACUAUCACUGAGGAGCAGUGGUUUCUGAAGCUCAUGUGCCUGAACGUACAGUGA